UCUCUGUUUCAUCCAAACCCCUAACCUCUAUACUAAUUUUAACUCAGAUUACUAUUUUCAUCCUGACUCACUCCCCCUUUUCUCCAAUAGACACAGGGAACUAUAAAUAGAACCAAAAAAUUGAAUGUAGACUCAAGAGGCGUGAUAUAGGUCAGUUAUUUUAAGCCAGGAAUUAUUUACCGGAAUUUUCCAAUCCUUGUAUACCUUCUUUCAUAGUUUCCCCCCUUAUUCACAUAAGCAAACACCAUAUUUUAUUCUGAACUAAUCAAGGGAGACAACUGGUGUGAUUGUUUGACUUUUGAUUGCCGCAGCAGACUUCGCGCGCGUGUUUACUUCUCGGAACGUUUUAGAAAAUUCGAAAGAGAAAUGUUACAAAUAAAAAUGAGAGGUAGAUGCGCACAAUGCCUUUCUGUUAAUGUUACAGGUGGGAGUCAUUUGGAAACCUUUGCUAAGUCCAGCUCAGUGUCAUGAAAUCUGUCGUCUGCUGCCCUUCGAGAAGCUGAAGAUUUACUAACGCCUGAAAAACAGAUUGCAAAAAAUUUAAACUAGAAAAGCCUGAAAAACAUUGCAAAAAGUCCUAAUUACAAACGCCUGAAAAAUAAAUUGCACAAAGCAUUAAAAGAGACAAUGGAAUCUUCAGACAUUUUCUUGGCCAGCAAUCAGUUUGGCCUCGACGUCUUCAAAAUUCUUUACGAGAAAGAAAAAAGCGGCAACAGUUUUAUAUCCCCAAUAGUGCUCGCUUCGUCAGUGGCGGCGCUCUAUAUGGGAGCCUCUGAAGAUACUCGCAAGAGGAUUGCAAAAGCCCUAAGGCUGGACAACAAUGUCGGUGAGGAGCACGUCUUGAAGCUGCAGAGUUAUCUUAAAGCAUUGCAGACACAGUGUGCAGACCACGUGACCCUGUCGUCCGGGAUCAAGAUAUUGCUGGAUAAAAAGUGGAAUUGUCUGGAUGGAUUUAAGCACAAAAUUCAGCAGCUUCCUUUCACAGAGAUGCAGAGUUGUGAUUUCCAGCAUGACACAGACACUUUAGCCCAAGACCUACACAGGUGGUUAGCUCAAGUCAGCAAUGGAUCAAUCAGCAAUGACCUUAAAGUGGACACUAUUGACCAGGACCAAUCUUUGUCAGUUAUCAGUUGUGCUUAUUUUAAAGGUAAAUGGGUUCACGGAUUCGAUGCCAAGAACACCCAGCUUCUGCCCUUUGUAGUGGCUCCUGGACAUUCCGAGGAGGUUCCGAUGAUGUGCGCCACUGGCAGAUACCCUUACAUCAAAGACAAUGAGUUGAGAUAUUCCGCCCUUGAAUUACCCUACCAAGGAGGACGCCUGGGUGUGGUCAUUAUCUUGCCGGACGAAUAUUUUGGUCUUGAAAUACUUCUGAAAAAUCUCAACCUGGAAAUUAUAUCAGAGCUUCUGAAGAACCUUUACAUGGCGGACUCUGCCCUCAAUUUGAUUGUACCGAAAUUUGAGAUCAAGAACACUUUUCAACUGGCCACUACUCUUUCAUGUAUGGGCAUGGAACAGGCAUUCUCGGCGGACAAGUCCAACUUUAGCGAAUUAGCCAAUCCCUGCCGAGGUCUGAGGUUGAACGCCGUCACCCACGCAGCGGCUAUAAAGGUGGACGAGGAAGGCACUGUCGCCACUGCGGCGCCGGGCUCCAAAGGCCGCCCUGCUAAAGCUGGCCUCAGCAAUAUUCUCAAAGUCAGGGUAGAUCACCCAUUCUUGUAUGUCAUAGUGGACAAGGAAGACCAGAACACGUUUUUGUUUAUUGGUCACAUCAACAACCCCGUCUUGAACGCAUAAAAAGGAGAUUCAUGGAAAUAAUUUUCUUUAAGACGCUCUAUCACCACGACGAUUGUGUUGAAAAAACGCAGAAUUCAAUGUUAUAAUAUAAUACAACAGACGAUCAGUUAACCCUUUCUCUCCGAAUUGACGAUACCAUCGUUGAUGUGACUGCGCCCGUUCAUUGCUGUGGAAUGAACGCAGGAACACCAGGCUGUCAUAAUAUGUUAGCUUUGCGGAGUGAUACAUUAAAAGGCAGUUUCAAAACAAAGCGAACUAUUUAAAAAGUAGUGCAAUGUGAGCUGAGACAUGAGCGUAUGUAUUUAAGGCCACCAGAAAGAAGGCGCUACCUGUAUAUACAAUGUGGGCCAAAUGUAGGUUUACAGUUAUUUAACUAACUUUUAUAUGAUUAGAAUUUAUGCUGCUCUGUGUAUCAGAGUGUCCAGGAGAGAUUUGAAGAAUGUCUCAAUGUUCAAGGAGAAUAUUUUAAAGAUUUAAGUGUUGCUGUUGGCAGGUAUAACGAAUUUCACCAAUGUCACGCUGUCCUAGUUUCAAAUUUUUAAAGAACUAUUCUACUGAUAACUGUAAACAUGCUUUUUUGAGCCACCCUGUGUGUCGAUGAUAUAAAGUUAAUAAAAGUGACUUCAUUGAAACUAAUUUAAAAUGACUUGUUGGUGCUAGCAAAAAACA
Messenger RNA from Biomphalaria glabrata, 2463 nucleotides. RefSeq names its product leukocyte elastase inhibitor C-like. The record is from RefSeq and is a predicted model, not a curated record. Lineage: Eukaryota; Metazoa; Mollusca; Gastropoda; Planorbidae. Gene Ontology annotation, molecular function: serine-type endopeptidase inhibitor activity. The transcript has 6 exons. Bases 628 to 1794 code for a protein of 388 amino acids.